AUGGAGAAAGACGAACUGGUACUUCGUGUGGAAGCACUUGAAAACGAGCUUGCUAGCACCCAACGUCAGCUCGAAGAGGCUCAGGACCAGGUUUUUCGUCUGCAACCUUGCAGAAAGGACAUUACGGAAUCAGAAGCAAAGGAUGCCUACAAGACUCUUGUUGGAAACGUUCAACGAUGGGUUGAGAAUCGUGCCGGGCAUGUCAUUGAUGAAUUGGAAACCGGCCGUCUUAUGAGCAGAGCAGCUCCUCCAGAAGGUUCACGACUUGUCACACUUCUCAGAGAACAAUCCAGGCGGUGUAUAAAUGUGAGUCAAUCUGAUGAGUUUCAAAUCAUGGGGGCCAUCAUGAACUAUCUCCACAUCACCAUGUUUUCCAAGUCGUUCUAUUGUCCUUUGGAUGAUGGCGACGACGGUGGAACCGCUGUCUGGAUUGAUGAGCUUGAAGAAACUAUGUCUCAGUUGCAAAGAGUGUCGGGAAUGGAGAAGUGA
Messenger RNA from Fusarium graminearum PH-1, 489 nucleotides. RefSeq lists its product as uncharacterized. The transcript has 2 exons. The coding region runs from base 1 to 489 and encodes 162 amino acids. Lineage: Eukaryota; Fungi; Ascomycota; Sordariomycetes; Hypocreales; Nectriaceae. The record is from RefSeq and is a predicted model, not a curated record.